GUUGCGUUCUGCUUUCUGCUAGGCUUUGCGCUCUCGCCAUCUUUUUCCCCGUCAUCAAUUAUGGUGGAGGAGCAACAAGUGUUCUGAUAAAUUCGUUGAAACUGGACACGUGAAACGUUCAAACUUGGAUUUUGGUGCAUGUACUUUAUAAACAAACCUACCAGGAACGGUUCGAUGUAUAAUUUGAGUGUAUACCCUCUACUUGCUGGGCAAAAACAUUGUUCGAAAAGUGAUGUUCGGAGGGGGCUUGACCAACAAGCCAGUGCCGCUUUUUAUCUUUCUGAAGUUGUACCAUGAAGAAAAACCCCCAGCAGCUACCGAGAAAAAUAGGAAAAACAAAUGCUGUGCGUAAGAGCUUUUUAAAUAAUCGUCGCGAUAUCGAGAACGCUAAUGACUUGUCCCAGUGUGUGUUUCUUGGUGUUUUGAGACUGAAACCAGUGCCUUCGACCCUUUCGAGGUCCAGCUUACCUUCAGGUAGUACCUCUUCUAUUUCUCAUAGGCUUAGGAGACAUACACGUAGUAACCUUGCUAAGGAAAACAGUAAGAAAGCUACUAAAGUCAUCAGUGGGAAAGUGACAAAGAAAAAUCGUGAUAAAGUUAGGGCUUGCAUCAAGAAAAAUCCCUUAGGAACUUCUAAAGUACUGAGAAUAUGCUUAGCAAUGAUGAAUCCACUAAAAACUGAAUCAUCUGAAGCUACAAGUUUUGGGGCAUCUUCGCCUACUUUUAAUCCUGUAGAUAAUCUUUUUAAAAAGCUUAAACAACAAAUGAAUCAAACAGAAUCCGCUGACUCCCUAGAUGUUUCAAUGUUUUCGUCAUCAGUAGCUAAAAUGAAUGCUUCACAACAGGUAACACUCAAUAAUGUUGAGCCUAAAAAAAAAUCUGACAAUCUAACAAACUCUACCGAUAACACGGAUGAUAUUAUCUGGAUCAGUGACUCUGGAGCUACAGGUCAUCAUACUCAAUCAUCGAAUGAUGAUAUAAUUUUUGUAGAAGACUCAACCGUAAGUAAGACUCCUCCAGAGCAUACUUAUAAGGGCCCAGCAUCUAUAAGCAAAAAAAUACUUACACAGGACUCAAAAUCCAUCACAAUUGAGAAACCUGAUUUAAGUCAAGCUUCUGUGACAGCUACUUCUACAAAGCAGGCUCCGGCACUUGCUCAAACAGAUGAAAUUUAUGUAGUUGAUGAUCAUGACUCUUCCAGUGAAUGUUCUUCGCAAAACAAAUCUGAUAGUAAGCAAAAAGAGAAAACAAAUAAGUCCAGAAGGAGUCGAUUAAUUCCAACUGAAAUUCCAUUAAAAUAUGUCAAUGCACCAAGACUUCUAAGAUCAGAGCUGUACCAGAAGGCUGAUCAGAAGAGAUCUGCAAGUCUAGAAGCCAGGGAUCGAACAAAAGAAAAAUCCAAACCUGUCAGGUCUGAGAAAGUAACUUUUACUAUUAUUAAGUCUAGCAGUGAGCACAAUUUAAACCAGAAGUCAAGACCUGAAUUUGUUGUGAAAAAACAGAAGUCACAAGAUGAGCCAACUAUGGAAGCAAGUGUAAAAGAAAAAAGAAAAUCUGCAUCUUUAUCUCUGAAGAACACAAAUGCUCAGGAAAGUGGCAGUAGCGAUCAGUGGGAGAUAACAAGCUCAACACAGUCAAAUGAGCAGGUUGUGAAUGUCACAGGUACCAGCCAGAAAUCUACUAUACAGGGAAAUCAACCAAUUAGUUUAAAAUUGAAGCUAACAAAAACUACUAGAGGUGCUGUAGCAUCUACAAAACCUUCCCCUUCAAAGGAACUGACUACUGAUGAUGUUAUUUUUGUUGAUGACACCAAACAGAAUACAUCAUCAGAAAAAUCAGCUGCUAUUAUCCAGAAAACAGCUUGUAAUGAAGCAAAAGUAGUGACAAAUACUCAGAAUCUACCAAAAAAAAUUAUGAAAACCUCACAACCUGAGACAAGAAUCAGUAAAAAUAAAAAUUCUCCUGCAAUUCCUCCACUGAAGCCUAUAACCAUAGUAACACGAAAAGAUGAAAUUACAACAGCUGUUACUCCAAAUAAUGCUAACCAAACGGAUAUAAUCAUUAUAGAAGAUGCUCAUGAUAUAGAUCCAAAUGUGCCAGUUCCAGCAAGAAUUUCAAAGUCUAAGAGCCCUGAAAGCAAAAUUAUCACAAAGGCAAUUUCCAUUGUUGAAACUGUUCCUCGAGUGCUGAGAUCAGAAGUUCCUGCAAAAACUUCCAACAUUGAUGUCCCAAAAAAACCAUUGGAUUCAACAGUUCAAGAUGAACUUCUUGCUGCAAUGCAAGAGGCAUUUGUUGGCAAUACUUCUUCAGAAGAAAAUGUUCUUCCUAGAGUGCUAAGAUCCAGUGUAUCUCCAGAAACAUUAAAUAAUAAUAAUCAACCUGAAGAAAAUAAUAAGGCUAUUUUUAAGAAAUUACCUGAAAUUGUAACAAAACCUCUAGAAGUCAUUCCGCUUGGUAGAGUGCUCAGAUCAGAUGCAUCCAAAACUGUGAGCAUUGAAGUAUGUGAUGAAAAACAAACAAGUUUUGUAGAAAAAAUGGAAGAUCGAUCAGCUAUAAAUGAAAAACCUCCAAAUACACUGAAAUCAACUGCAAAAGAUUUUGAAAAAGCUGAAAAAAGCAAAUCUGUGCUGCCAGCUGUUGUAAUUGAAACAGUAGGAGAUCAAUCAGCCACAAAUAAACCUCAUGAAGCAUCUACUCCUGGUAGAGUGCUCAGGUCAGAGGCAUCCAAAACUGUGACUGUUGAAUUACAUAAUGGGAAACAAGCAACUUUGCCAGAAAAAAUGGAGGAUCAACCAUCUGUAAAUGAAAAACUUCCAACUACACUGAAAUCAGAUUUUGAAAAAACUGGAAAAGCCAAAGUCAUUGUUGUACCAACUGUUGUGAUUGGAGAAAAAAUAGCCUUAAAAUCAGAAGUGCCAAAACAAACAGAAACAUCACAGACACAGGUGACUAAAGUUGCAGAUAAUCAAAAUGCAUCUGAAAAAAGUGUAUGUACAUUGAGGUCUUUACCACCACAUAAAUCUGCAUCACCAAAGUCAAAUGAAAAACUAGCAGAAGUCUCAAAUCAAUCUGUUGAGGCAAAUCAAUCAAAGAUAUCACCACAAGAUACACCAAGUGGACCUUCACCAGUUACUACAACUAGGACCUUACGGUCUACUGGUGAGCAACUACAGCCCGAUACUGUUUACAAGAGCAAAGAAAAUUUGACAGAAAAACAAGCAACAUAUGCAGAAAAACUUCAAGAUGAACCAAAACAACAGGUAGAAAAUCUACCAUCUAGAAGCCUCAGGUCAGAUGUUAGUUCUCAGAAUAUACCAAAUAGUCCCCCACCCCAGAGAAAAACAAAGAAACCUAAAGAGCAGCAAGAUAAAAUAGAAUCAGUUCAAAAUAGCACUCCAGCAAAAACCAGAAAAGAUAAGAAACCUACAAAACACAAAAAUGUCUUACCUCUUGCUCUGAGAAGAUUAUUUAUGGAUAGUGGAGUCUCAAGAAAAUCCAUGUCAAUGCCUGAAACAAGUGUAAUAAAUGUGGAUGAUCCUGAGUCAAAUAAGGAAAAUUUAAUGUCCAAGGUAAAAAAUGUGGUGCGAAGGUAUAUAGGACCUAAAGCCAAAAAAGAUCAGGCGAAACAAAAGUUGCUUUCCAGAGCAAAUCAAAUUCUUUACAAGACCAACAAGAAGGCGUUGAAACAAAAGAAAACUCACAAAAAAGAAAACAGAAAAUCUCAGGUGAAGAAAUUAAGUUUAACCCCACCUAAAAAGAAUGUUCAGCAGAAAAAAAUAGGUGGUACACCACCAAAGAAGCGUAAAAAUACAGAUAAAGUUAAGUUAGGAAAGAUUAUCAAACUGAAGAUUAACAAAAAAGAAAAGCAUGCUAAGAAUGUUAAGAUAAAAACAAAUAAAUCUGUAAAGUCACAAGGAAAAAUAUAUAAAGAAGAUGUAAGUCCUCAAAAUGUGGAAAAUAAUUUGAAUGGUGUUCAAAAUUAUAAAAAAACAAGAAUGCUAUCUUCUGCUAAAGAAUUGCAAGUACCUGUUUCUCAAACAAACGUGAAAUCUGCUUCCAAAGAUAAAGUUCAAUCAAAGAGUAAGAAACUAGAUAACAAACAACCAAAGUCAAAUUCUUCUGAUAGAAAGAACAAGGGAGAAAAUAAUAAAAAGGCAGGCAAUGAAGUUGUGGCUCAUAGUAAGACAACUGAGAAAGUGAUAAAGAAAGCUGAAAAAAGGAAGAGGAAAGAAAAAUUAUCAUCAGUGAAGAAGAUGAAAUUAGCAAAUGAAAAAGAAUUUGUGAACACAACAAAGAAGCUAGUUGCUAGCAAGAAGGUUGCAAAUAAAAAAGGUAAGGUCAAAAAGAACCAGGUAAAUGUUCAAGUCGAGGUUCAAGUUCAUGCUGAAAAUACAUCUUCUACAGCAAACUCUGACACUAUAAAAGGUAAAAAGAAAAAAGGUUCUACUAAAAAAAGUGAAAAAACAGACAAAGAUUCGAAAAAAAGUACUUCAGUUGUGUCUAAGUUGAGAUCAUCACUAAGAAGGAGCAAGGCAAAUCAACAGAUUUCUGAAAAUGUGAAGCCAGAAGUCCAGAUGUCAACCACUGAAGAGGUUGAAGUAAUUGACAACAAAACACCAGAAGUUGUUCCUGAAACUGUCUCAAAAGUAGCUCAAAAAUCUGUACCAUUAGCUAAAACAUCAGCUGAAUCGGUUCAACAAAGUACUGCAGUUCCAAAAAGGAGGUCAAAAAGAACAUGUGUCGAGAAACAAGCGGAGCAAGCAAGUGUCAAAAAGAACAAGAAAGUAUGUGACAUCCAACAGCAUAUAAUUGUAGCAAGUUGUGACAGUUCAGUGAAUACCACAAUCAGUCUACCUCCUGGUACAUCAAUAGAACCUAUUGUGAUUGAGGAUGUUGAUGUGAAGAAAGAGGUUUCUUCCAGAACAAAUGAAUCUACUAACAAUAAUCUACCAGCAAAGUCAAGUCUGUCUGUAUUUGACUUCAAUGAAUCAGAUAUGGAACUUAACACUCCACCCUUGCUGACAUUGCAAACAACUCGUGAGGAGAUUAAAGAAAAACAUUUGCAUCCUAAAGAGCGGGCUCAUGAUGUCACUUACAUUAUACCUGAACAGAGUCCAGCCAAUACUACAUAUACAUUGCCAAAUAACUCACCCCAAGACCUUAAUAAGACUUACACAACUCUGAAUCCUGUGCCAAAUGCAUCUAACAAAGAUGCUUUAAGUGCUUUAAAUACCAGCACACCAGUUGCAGAGCCUGGAAACCGUAUCUCCUCUCCCACUCAAAUGUCAACACCAAAAAUGCCAACAUCCACAAACGUGCCUAAGGGUCCCAAGUUAUAUUCUAAAAUAUCAUCAGAAGAAUUAGUAAAAAAGAGAAUUGAAAGAGCAGAGCGACUCAAAACUCAAAUGGCCCAAAGUGGUAUUGACUUGACUGUUAAUCCGGAUCCUAGCCCAAUACAAAAUAAUCAGAUACAAGUAAGAAGACCGUCCCAGAUAUGUGAUCCGUCGAAGCUCAAACGAAAUUUACCAGCUUCGUCCAAUGCGGUCGGGGCUACCAGUAGUUCUGUUUUAAUAAAACCUGAUAAAGUUAGUCCGGCGACACCUAACUCUUCAACCUUUGAGGACAUCUUUAACUCCUCUGUCAAGUCACCCAAGAAGUCACCUCUGAAGCAACCUACAAUCCUGGACAUGUUUGCGAAAAUGAAACAGAAGAACAUCAUGAAAGCAAUCUUCUCCCCCCAACCCAAGCCUGUUUUUCAAGAAUCUGAAACGCAGGAAUCCCGAACAAAUCCUCAGCAACAAGAAGAAUCCACUAUUUCUAUGCUCAAUCGGAUCCCCAAGGAGGUUUCUGUAACCUCAGAAGUGACUACAAUGAAAGAAAGUGACAGCUCCGAUAUGCCGCCUCCAAAACUGACAGCUUAUGGCGAAGACGAGGAUAGCGAUGGAGAAAGCCGAAUGGAAUGGGUGCCUGAAGAAUACGCCGAGUAUAAAUUCAAGUACACCGCUAAAAAGGUGAUGAGUUACAAACCCAUCUUCAAGUGCAAGGUGUGUCUCCAGAUGUUCCCAUCUUACUACAAAUUGAACAAGCAUAAGAGACAGCAUGUACAGACUGACAAUCCAUACAAAUGUCAACAGUGCGAGACAUCAUUCAAUAGCGUUGCUGAUUUGACAGCUCAUAUUCGAGUUCAUAAGGGGAAACACCCAUAUACUUGCAAAAAAUGUGAUACAGGACUUUGGACUAAAGAAGAACUAGACGAGCAUUUAGCUCUUCAUAAUCUGAAAAAAAUUAAACAACCAGAUAAGAAAUUCCGUUGCGAUGUUUGUUUGAAGGAAUUUGGGCGGUUGUAUGAAGUGGAGAGACACAUCAGAGUACACACAGGUGAGAAGCCCUUCAUCUGCAACAUUUGCAACAAGGGCUACCAACAGCGCCACAACCUCAGCAAACACCUGUUGAUCCACCUGGAUGUGCGACCCUUCAACUGCGAAAUUUGCGGGAAGACCUUCGGUAGAGUUGACGUCCUGGAGAGACACGUGCUGACACACUCGGUGGAAAAACCUGUCAAAUGUCCGCAUUGCAAUAAGGACUUCAUUCGGCAUAUGCAGCUGAAGAAUCACAUGAAGAAACGGCAUAAGGAGUUUUAUGAUGAGGCUACUGUCGAUGGAGUAGCAGUGCAACUCAAAGAUGAAUCGGCUGAUAAUUCUGCUGCACCUGUGACUAAUGAAACGGUGACUACUAGGGAGCCUGCAACUACUGAGACUGCUGCUUGAACAAUAAUGUGAAAUAUUUUUAUUCCUAAUCUCAAAAAAGUAUGUACCUUUUUGUCUUCCGCCUCCCGCUAGGAAGAAACAUUUCCUGAAAAUUAAAUUGCCUUAGUUACAGGACUAUCCGUUUGAACAGCUGUUGUUUUUUCUCGGGUAUGUCAUGUUUCAAAUCACUUUUUUCGAUAUUCGUAUAUUCCAUGCAAACAUUUCUAUAUAAUACGAAAUUGUGAAGGACUGAAUUUAAGUUUUAAAAACGUGAGAAUCUAUCAGAUAUUACUGCAAAGUAUGCUUCCAAAUUUUAUUAAGAUCAUGGCUGUGUAGUUUUUGACACCCUGGUCACUUCGAUUUUUAAAUUUUAAUAAUGUUAAUGAUUUCCGAUAAGUGUAGUUUUCGGGACAUAAUUUAUAACACGUUACGGAAAGAUAUUUCGAAGGUGCUACUUUACAUUUACAAUCGUGUGACAAGAAUUUACUAUUUUGUGACAUUUUAUACAGUUACCUGAUGUGUUUUGGGGUCAAUUGUAAAUUGAAGUGAUUGAAGAAAAUAAUAAAAAGUCGAGUAUUUUUUUAUCAAAUAAAAUAUGAAAUUAUGUGAUACACAGAAUAUUUUAGUUAUGCAUUGCCAAAAAUAUUGUAACUCUUGGACUCAGAAAUUGAGUAUUAAGAAAAUGUCAGAUUGUUCUUGGAAGCACACUUAGGGAGGCGAGCAUCGACCGAAAGAAUUCAUGAGGAUAAUUUUAGUUGUUCUGUAGUCAAAAAUAUAACCCCAUCAGUCGUAUACAGAACACCUGAAGUCACCAAUUGCAUAAGUGUUUAACAUCAUAUAAAUUUAGUUUUAAAUGGUUGGUGCUCGCCACCCUUAAGGAGAUGCCCGCCAAAGUUUGCUCUCGUCUAGAUAUUCUACUGUACAUUGACAUUCUAUUUAUUUGUCAUUGAAUCCGACUUGUUAAUAUACAUAUAUAUUUACUGGAUUGUUGUGAAUAAAAAUGUAUAUAUUUAUUUUUAAAAGAUGCAUGCAUUAUUUUAUAGCCGUUUUACAGUUAGCGUAAGACCUUAGUAUUAAACAGAUUAUAUUUAACGUUCAUAAUGUGGUGAAAGAUCCCGUUAAAUUGUAAGUAAAAUCUAUUUUUAAAGCUGUAUAGGAUAAUGAUGUGCCUUCAAAAAGUGCUUUUGAGCUGAUGCAAAGACUUUAUUUUAUCAUACUCUAUGAAUAUAUAAUAUACUGAUAGAAUAUUCUUACAAAGAUAUGUCUUAUAGUAUAUUUGACGUAGGAGUACGACUUUGAAUAGACAUGCAGUGGUGGUCAAAAAAUAAGAGUGCACAUUUUGAAACCAAUAAUAUAAUUAACCAUCAUAUAUUUAUGCCAGUUAAGCAAUCUAUAAUAUUAUAAAAAUUAAGAAUAUUGUUUGCUCUUUUAAAAUACAAUGAACAAUAUAAUAUUAAUAAAGACUUGAAAAAUAAAAGUUAGCAAUUAAGAUUUUGUGAAAAUACAAGUGGUCAAACGAUAAGAGUAAAUUUAAACAAUAGAUAAAAUAGACAAAACAAUGCAUUUAAAUAACAUAUUUUUAUUUCUGAUUAACGAGUAUUUUUAGUACUUUAUAGUGUAACCCUUGUUCUUCAGGACAGCAUCACAUCUGCUUGGCAUUGAGUCAAUAAGUUUGUGGGGUUUCCGGAUGUAUUGAAGACCAUGUUUUUUAACUUCUUCCCAAAAUAACUUUUGGUUUGUUGUCUUUUUGUGUGAUAUUCGAUGAUUCAAUUCCUUAAAAAGAUUAUCUAUCGGAUUCAAGUCGGGUGACUGUGGAGGCCACGGUAAACUUCAAUUUUCUUCGUCUCGAACCACUGUUUUACUACCUUUGCUGGAUGCUUGAGAUCAUUGUUCUGUUGGUAGAUCCAACGUAGUGACAGAUUUUCCUCAGCAUAAGGCAGCAUAACAUUCUCCAUGAUUUGUAAAUAAAUAUCCUUUGUCAUAUUUUCUUUUAUCCAAAAAAUAGGUCCAACGCCGGAAUAUGAAAAGCAAUAUUUUAAAGUUUCCUCCCCCAUGCUUAAUCGUUCUUAUUGUGUAGUGCGGAUUCAGUUCACUAUUUGGACCUCUACUUGCGUAAAUCCUGCCAUCAGAUCCAAACAAAUUUAUUUUUGUUUCAUCACUAAAAAGGACAUUUAUCAAAUUGCGACUGUAGGUGUCGUUUAGAUGAUUCCUUGCAAACUCCACUCAUUGAGUAUGUAUAUGCUUUUUAGAUAAAAGGGGAGCUCUUCUGGCAACUCUGCCAUGAAGAUUCAUUUCUUGCAAACAUCUUAUUGUUCUAGUGCUAAUAGAUAAGCCCAACUGACCUUUUAUAAAGAACGAAUUAGAAAAUGGAUCCCUAACAGCUUCACGGGCUAUCCUUUUAUCGAUACGUGGCGUUGUUUUUCUUGGACGACCUCUUCUUUCUGGUUGUUUCUCAUCAGUUUGUUGUUCUUUUAGUACUUUAGCUAUCACACAAGGGGAUUUCUUAAGUACACUCGAAAUAAAUGCGUAGGUUUUGGUUUGACUACACAUUUGUAAUAUUAAACGCCGUUCUUCUGACGUACAAUGUUUCGCGCGAUCCAUGUUGCAAAGAAAGGACCGUCAAUAAACUCUGCAAAUACUAAGCAUAGAAAAACUGGCUAUAAUAGCAAAAACAUUUAAUAUGCUCUUAUUUUUUUGUCCACAAAAUUUCCGAUACCUGUUAAAACUGAAUGGCCUUGACAUUCCAUAUGUGUACUUUAUCAGCAUGUAAAGCAUAAAUCUUUAUCUUGUACAAUGUACUAUCCAAGAAAAAAAUUACUUUGCCUGGUUUUUACAUAACAAUUUAGAUAUUUUUCUUUUACACUCUUAUUUUUUUGACCACCACUAUGAGUAUGCAAGUAUUGCCUAAAGUUAAAUGGCAAUGGACUGGUACGAUUGAUUCGACAAUUUUCAUGGCCACAAUUAACAUUAGCGGGUGAAACUGUUUAUAUCAUGGACAUUGUUCAUUGUCUCAUUAUGUAUUCUUUUUCACAAUCUGUUUGUCAACGAGUGAUAAUCUGACUAAAAAAAUGUCCCAUUUGUAAUGAUGAGUCCGUUGAUAUUGUUUAUAAUUUUAGAAGUGUGAUACAGUUAUAAAAUGUAUUAAAGGUGGGAUAUUAAUCUUUAAUUUCAUUACUUUGGUAUCGUAUGGUGAUUACAUUGUAAUCAAUGUAUAAGUCGAAUGUUUGAUAAUGUUUUUUCAAUUCUUAUGUUUGUAUAUAGAGGGUAUUCUUUUUAUGACAUUAAGCGCCGUAUCGUCAGUCGUUCCUACAAUUGUAGGACGCCUUUAUGGCCUUCUUGAUUUUCAUAGUUUUCUACUGUUCCGUGUCAGCGCUCUAUUUUGAGGUUGUGAUACAAAUAUCCAUUUGCAUCAAAUUGUUCAAGCUUUUGAGUUAUAUCAUCUGUUAUAUAGCCUGAAAUUUCCGUCGAUUCAAAAAGAAAACAUAGCCUCACAAUAGGAGAGUGCUGACGGUGACACGGAAUAGUAGAAAUCUAGAAACACCUCAGCCUUUCUGAAUGAGAGAAAAUACUAUUGUGAAAUUAUGUUCUCAGAAGCAAAUAGGUAUUUAUGACAUAACUUCAAAAUAGAGCGCUGACACGAAACAGCAGAAAGCUAUGAAAAUCAAGGAGGCCAUAAAGGCGUCCUACAAUAAUUGUUGUAGGAACGACUGACGAUACGGCCCUUUUAUUUGGUAUUUAACAGCACUAUAUUGAGAGCACGCUCAUAGUUCGAAAUCUCAUGAUCAUUUUACGUUAUCAAAAACGUACUACAAAUGGAUUGAAAAUGUGUAAACAUAAUGGUCAUAGAGGUCAGUAAUAUGACAUUGGAAUUAACUUCAAGGGUAGACGUUUUGUUGGAAUCAUACCCCAGGUGUGUGAAGGGGUAGCGCAUAUCAAAAAUGAGUAGUGCAUGACACCCUAGCACAGCAGACAGAUACAGGUCCAGAAUACUGCUAAGUUAAUUCCAGUAACUGUACCGCACAGUUACAGAAAUCGAAUAUGGUAUGAAGAUCCGGACUAAUUUGAUUUUAACAGGAAGUUUUUGUUUUAUGUAGAACAGCAUAGAUCUCUUGUAUGUCUUCAAGUGUAUUUUAUAGGAAGUGCAGUUGAAGUGCCUUCUUUUUUAAUAUAGUGCCUUCUAAGCAAUAAUCCAAUAAUCUUUGUUAUUUAUGUUAGAUAUUCUGCUUAUUAGACAUGCUGGAGUGGAUUGUGUUUAUUUAUAUCUUUUUAGUCCAUAUAUCUUUGGUAAGACUGUAUUACUCACUUUUUUGUGCUGUUUUGC
Molecule: messenger RNA, 11067 nt
Organism: Acanthoscelides obtectus
Lineage: Eukaryota; Metazoa; Arthropoda; Insecta; Coleoptera; Chrysomelidae
Source: the annotation of a GenBank genome assembly